AUAGUUUCCAGUUCACUGGGUAUUGCUGCAUCUUCAGGUCAUCUAUAGAUGUCCAAAAAAUCUGCAAGAAACAUGUUUGAGAAAAUCACCUGUGCCAAUUUCUCCGCUUGUCCUAUAUGAUGAAGACAGCUUGGCAGCUUAUGAAAAUGACAAAUCGCCAUUGAUCUCUGGGAAUUACGAAGAUCCACUCCUCCUUCAGGUUUGGAAUAAUGAUCACAAGUCCUCUAUUAUCCAUCAGAAUGAAGAUACUCAGAAAGUUAAGGAUUUUUCUUCCAAGUUAGCAACAUCCAGAAGGCUAUUAACAUCUAUGAAGAAUAAGAAAAGAGAAAAGGAAAUACAAAAAGAAAUAAAACAUUCAGAUGGAAAGGUGGAACGUAAGUUUUCAGAUGGAUGUAAAACAAUCACUUUUCCCAGUGGCACUAAGAAGGAAAUCAGUGCUGACAAGAAAACAACAAUUGUCACAUUUACAAAUGGAGAUGUGCAGAAGUUCAUGCCAGAUAAGAGAGUGCUUUAUUAUUAUGCAGAUACUCAGACAACUCACACCACUUAUCCCAAUGGCCUGGAAGUGCUACAAUUUCCUAAUAAACAGAUUGAAAAACACCUUCCUGAUGGCACUAAGGAAAUUGUGUUUCCAGAUGGCACAGUGAAAUACUUUGGUGUUGGGUAUGAGGAGACUUUAUUCCCUGAUGGAACAUUGGUGAAAGUAGAAAGGAAUGGAGAUAAAAUCAUUAUGUUCAGUGAUGGGCAGAAAGAGAUCCACACUUCACAGUUCAAGAGGAAGGAAUUCCUUGAUGGUACCAUCAAGACCGUGUAUAAUACUGGCCAUCGAGAAACAAAGUAUACUUCAGGCAGGGUUCGAAUCAAAGAUGAAGCAGGAAAGAUCAUCCUUGACAAGAAGUGAUUCAUCCCUUCUUUAUGUAAAAUUAUGUGUGCAAUUCAGAUUACUUUUCAUUCAGAUUUUCUUUUAUCUUUUUUAGUUAUCUGACCAGAAGCAAGACAUAGGUAAGGGCCAAUCAGGAGAGAUUCGGUAGAGAUUUCAAACUCAAUUAAUUAUGUAGAAAUCUUAGAAGAAAAAUUAUUCCCUUAGUUCUCAAUUUGGAAGGGGAAAAAAGUGGUUAAAACAGCACUCUUGAGCCAACUUUUUGUUCCCAAGGUAAUUGCUCCUGGUCCAUUCAAGACCAUUUAUUCUUUGGUGACCAGAUGUGUCUGCUGUUGGAACACCUUGCUGAGUUCCCUUCUGAUGCCAUGCGUUCAUUGGAUUCUUAAUAUAUUUUUACUGUUCAUUGAUCCCAAGGCAGGUGAACUUAGCCUUUUUGCAAUCCUGCCUCAGCAGAGAUUGUCCAAGUAACAAUACCCAUCUUAUUUCCAGAUCUAGGUUUUUGUACUUGGUUCCAAAAACACUGAUGAAUUGAAGGAGUUUUAAACAGUCUUGUAGCAACACCUGCCAUGAGCAGCAGACUUAACCACCUCUCUGAGUAUCUGGCAGCCAUUUAUCUUCCUACCAACUUCAUUCAUGAUCCCUGGUAUGAAAGUGGUUACAUGAUUUUUACUAACCUUACAACUUCAUUUCCAUUUUAAACAGUUCAUAGAAUGCAGAAAUAAACUUUUUUCUGAAACAAUUAGAGCCCAGAAAAUGUAGGAAAUGAAUAAAUUCUUGCAAAUGUUAUCACAUAUGACAGGAUGUGGCCAGAUGUGAUUUGCUAAAUGUGCACUCUUGUAUGUUUUUAUAUGAAACCAGAUGUGAUAAUGUAUUUUCAUGCCGAUGAUUAUCUUAGCCCAGGUAUAUAUUGUGCACAUACUGUUUGUUCUUUAAGAUGCUCUUGUAUUGUUGUUUGAAGAAACUAAAAAUCAGCAUUCCAUGUUAUGAGAAAUAGAAUUCUGUUUUUAUUAGUGCAGAGUUACUGCCAUGUCCUUAUAGGUGGAUGCUGAGAAUUUUUCAGAAAUAUCAGGCACAAAUGAUUCCAAAAACUUUUUGGAAGUUGGACUGAGAGAAUACUUUGGUCAGAAAUUUGUUCAUUUUUUCAAAUUGCCCUUCAAAAUUCAUAGUGGAUGCUAAUGAAUCAAUUGAUUUCUAAUUGUCUUGUGGAAUGUUAAGAGUUGAAAAUCUAAAUGUAGUUAGUUUAACCAGAAAACUGUAUUCAAGCCCCAUGGGAUUUGCCUGAGUGACAGAAUCAUCAAAUAUAAUCUUCCCAAUCCUGCUGAACAUGUAAAACACUCUCUUGGAGAUGAAAAGGGUCCAAAAGAAAAAGUCUGUUUUCAAAUGUGAUGUGGCCAGAAAUGUUUAAAAAAUUGUAAAUCUUCCAUUUGUUUAGUACCAUGCUAAACACUUGGCUUAUGUAUGUAAAAAUGACCUUGGAAUAGGCUUUUGUGCAUAUAUGUUGAUGAACUGUAUUUCAUAAGAUUUUGAGUUGUCAAAAGAGAGCCAUUGCAUUAAUUAUAGAUAAAAAUUAUCCUGGUAUAUGGAGAUAAAUAAUGUUAUGUAUUCACCAAUAGACAGA
Messenger RNA from Antechinus flavipes (yellow-footed antechinus), 2498 nucleotides. RefSeq names its product centromere protein J-like. Gene Ontology annotation, cellular component: centriole; nucleus; centrosome. The record is from RefSeq and is a predicted model, not a curated record. Bases 308 to 901 code for a protein of 197 amino acids. The transcript has 7 exons. Gene Ontology annotation, biological process: centriole elongation; cilium assembly. Lineage: Eukaryota; Metazoa; Chordata; Mammalia; Dasyuromorphia; Dasyuridae. Gene Ontology annotation, molecular function: tubulin binding.